AUCUUAUCGAUGCAUCGGAACAUAUGCAAGCAGGUUAUGUAAAAUAUAAAACAUAAUUUUAUCAAUAAAAAAUUACACAAGGCAAAGCGGUUGACAAGCCAUGGUUUUCCUGAAUAUACCACUAUUGGUGCGCGCUCGCGGUCCUGAUGAGUUUUGGCGCAAAAGACGUAUUUUCAAAAUGGCAGCACAUUAUCGUAGUCGCACUCGCAAUGUCUAUUCCUUCGCCAUCCGAAGUGUCCACAGAGCCUUGGCGUACGCCACCAAGGGACGCAAGCUGAAGAAACUGGACAUGGCCCAGUUGUGGACGACUCGCGUUGAGGCCGGCUGCCAGCAGUAUGGCGUAGGCUUGGAAACCUUUAAGGAGGGUCUGGCGCGCACCGACAUUCUGCUGAACAAGAAAAUGCUCUCAGACUUGGCCAUUUGGGAGCCGCGCUCAUUCGAGGCCUUGGUGAAGAUCUCGCGGGAACGGGCCGCCGUUGAAGGCUUUCCCGACAUAAAGCAACGUUCUGCUUUCAAUCAGGUGUAUGGGCUGCGCAACCUGAAGUUGGACUAGCUUAAUCAUGAGUAGGAUUUCAAAUAUAGCUUUUAUAAAUUUUAACAGA
Messenger RNA from Drosophila obscura, 602 nucleotides. It is a transcript of the gene mRpL20, whose product is annotated as 39S ribosomal protein L20, mitochondrial. The transcript is spliced from 3 exons. The record is from RefSeq and is a predicted model, not a curated record. The coding region runs from base 101 to 553 and encodes 150 amino acids. Gene Ontology annotation, cellular component: ribosome. Gene Ontology annotation, biological process: ribosomal large subunit assembly; translation. Gene Ontology annotation, molecular function: rRNA binding; structural constituent of ribosome. Lineage: Eukaryota; Metazoa; Arthropoda; Insecta; Diptera; Drosophilidae.